Messenger RNA from Colletotrichum karsti, 1389 nucleotides. Its product is annotated as flavin containing amine oxidoreductase. The record is from RefSeq and is a predicted model, not a curated record. The coding region runs from base 1 to 1389 and encodes 462 amino acids. Lineage: Eukaryota; Fungi; Ascomycota; Sordariomycetes; Glomerellales; Glomerellaceae. The transcript has a single exon. Gene Ontology annotation, molecular function: oxidoreductase activity.
AUGGACGACUCUGCAGCAGAAAACACCACCACCACAUACGAUUGCGUUAUCAUCGGCGCAGGCUACUCUGGCCUUGCUGCAGCGCGACUCCUCAAAGAUUCGGGCAAGAAGGUCCUGGUGUUGGAAGCUCGCGACCGCGUCGGCGGGCGGUCGAAGACGAUACCCCUCGAGAAUGGAGACUACUACGAUGUCGGCGCGACUUUCGUAGGACACCAGCAGGAUCUCAUGUAUGGCCUCAUCGAGGAAUUCGAAGUUCCCCUCUUCAAACCCCCCACGGACGGAAAGAUUGUUCUGGCAUACCGGGGCAAAGCUCGAAGCUACAGCGGCCUCAUCCCCCCACUGCGGCCAUGGGAUGUUCUCGACAUGGGGCUUUUCGUCAAGAGGUUCGAGAAGCUCUGCGACUCAGUCAACCUGGAGGAGCCGUGGGCGACACCAAACGCAGAAGAGCUCGACCGGAUCACGGUACAUGAAUGGCUGAGGAAGAAUGCUUGGACGCAGGCCACGAUCGAUAUGGGAAGCUUAGCUUUCGAGGGAACCAUCGGGGCGAACACCUCUUGCAUAUCUAUGCUCCAUGCCUUGUUCUACUUCAAAGGAGCCGUCAGCUUUACUUCAGCACUCAGCGUGGAAGGAGGGGCCCAGCAACAUUUCGUGAAGGGGGGUACACAGCUCAUCGCAGAUAAGUUGAGGGGGUACAUCGGUGAUAAGUCGAUUCGUCUGGAGGAACCGGUUCGCGCAAUCUCGUACACGGAAAGCGUGGCAACGAUCAAGACGACGAAAGCAACGUACCAGGCGAGGAGGAUUAUCUCCGCGAUUCCACCUCCGCACAUCCUCAAGAUCGACUUCGAGCCCAAGCUGCCAGUGGAGAAGGUUACGUUGCUCCAGCACACUCCGAUGGGGGCGUACAUGAAGGUUUAUGCGACUUACAAGACGCCGUUUUGGCGUGACAAGGGGCUGAGCGGAGAAAGCACAAACCCAAUCGGCUUCUUGAGCGUCACGUACGAUGCGACCCCCGAGUCGGGAUACCCGGCGAAGUUGACCGGCUUCAUCGCGGCAACCAAAGCCAGGGAGUUCAUCAGCUUCAGUAAAGAACAGAGACGGCAGGUGGCGCUGGCAGGAUUCGCGGCCGCGUUCGGGCAGGAGGCAUUGGACCCGGAAGAGUUCUUCUUUCACACGAUGAUGGAGGAAGAUUGGGCUACUGGUUGCCCCGCGGCCACGCCUGCUCCGGGGAUGUGGACAACCCUGGGUGAAUGGGUUAGGAAGCCGAUCGGUGCUAUUCACUGGGCCGGAACGGAGACCUCGACAAAGCACUACGGAUACAUGGAGGGAGCGGUGUUUGCUGGACAGAGGGCUGCGAAGGAGGUUUUGGAGGAAUUGAAGUGGAAGAUAUGA